Molecule: messenger RNA, 1963 nt
Organism: Megalobrama amblycephala (Wuchang bream)
Lineage: Eukaryota; Metazoa; Chordata; Actinopteri; Cypriniformes; Xenocyprididae
Gene: crabp2a
Product: cellular retinoic acid binding protein 2, a
Exons: 4
Coding region: 309-737 (142 amino acids)
Biological process (GO): fatty acid transport
Cellular component (GO): nucleus; cytosol
Molecular function (GO): fatty acid binding
Source: RefSeq, a predicted model, not a curated record
GGCCCAAAUUUUAGGUUCAACCUAUUCACCGCAAGCUAUAACGUUUGGAAGAACUGAAUGAAAGUCUUAGACUGGAAGAAAAAGGCACCGAUUGACAUCUUCAGUUUCUCUUGUCAACCGCGUAAGACAGAGAGAGCAAUAGAAGGGUAAAGGAAGGAGGAAAAUCAGUUUAACUUUAUCAGUGGGAUCUGCUUUCAGAAUCAAAGUUGCAGGUAUUUUUGGAGGGUGUCAGGAUCAAGGACUGUCACUCAGCCACACACCAGAGAGAAUAAUAGUGGGAUACACUCUAAGGCUCGAAAGAACGCACGAUGGAUCGCAAAAUCCCCGAUUUUGCUGGUACCUGGAAAAUGAAAAGCUCCGAGAACUUCGAGGAGCUGCUCAAAGCACUGGGUGUGAACGUGAUGCUGCGUAAGAUUGCGGUCGCAGCAGCGUCAAAGCCAUCCGUGGAGAUUACCCAGGAUGGAGAGACACUCUCAAUCAAGACCUCCACCUCUGUGAGGACCACCCAUGUCAACUUCACAGUUGGACAUGAGUUUAAUGAGGCCACUGUGGAUGGACGUCCCUGCACGAGCUUUCCUCGCUGGGAAACAGACAGCAAGAUUAGUUGUGAACAGACUUUGCAGAAGGGCGAGGGUCCAAAAACCUCAUGGACCAGGGAGAUAACUAAUGACGGCGAACUGAUUCUGACCAUGACCGCAGACGAUGUGGUGUGCACAAGAGUUUAUAUCAGAGAGUGAAAGUAUGAGGAAAAAGGAAGAAUAUCCAUCCAGAUCACUCUCUUUCCUCAUUAACCACAUUGACUGUGAUUUUAUAUCAUCUAUUUCCUUUCUUCCUCAUCUCUUCUUUCAUGCUUUUUUGUUGACAAUGUAUUUGAAUAAUACAUCAGAGAGCCAUGCAAAUAAUUCAUGUGAGGUUCCAGAAAUCCAAGCAAUUUAAUUGGGCCCUGAUUGGUCAUUUAACAAAUACAUCAUUUGGGCUCAAAAGCACUUUUGAGGGUUGGUCUCCACAUAGAUGAAGACCUGGAAAGCUUGGAAAUCAGCCUUUGGUAAUACAGUCCAUAAUCACCACUGGAAAAAUAUUAUUAGAAAAGGUGCAGUUACAUUUAUCGUAGUUCGCAAAACUUUUGCAAACAAAAUCCAGACAGCUACACGAUUGAGGAUUCACAGCAUUAAACAAUGGAAAGGAGCUUGGUUUGAAAGUGAAUUGUGUGAGCUAUGACAACAGACAAUGGAUGUUUUUUGCCUGCAAAAGUAUGUGAAUGUAACCGCACCUUAAGAAUUACGUCAAUGUACGGUAUGCCUUCGGAAAAUGAUAUGUUUGUAGUUUAGUCCAUCAGUUUUUUUUAUUUUUAUCUCCUCAGUUGACCCUUUGCUAAGCUCCGUCUUAAAAUGUUACUGACCAAUCCUACUUUAGCAACUGUUGCCAUCCUCCAUUUUCUUAAACAGGCUUUUGGUCUCUAACACUAUGGAGAAUCUGUGUGUUUGGAUAGUUUUUAAAUUCAAUUUUUCAUUGUGAGAUGUUUUAGCCUCUAUUCUGAUGUGCUGUUGCCAAAGUUUACAUGUUACAGCAUAAUUUAACAAUUUGUUUAAAGAAAAAUGGCUGAUAAAAUGCUUUUCAUCUUCAAUUCAUUCCAGCAUUCCAGCCUGUUUAAGGACAAAAUCCAAUCAAUAUUCAAUCAACAUUUCACUCAAAAUCCUGCCGUUCAUGGAAAUCUCCAAUUCAUUCCUAUGUGACGUUCUGUAAAUCUUGUCUGAAUAAGCAACAGUUCCAAAGGGUCAAUUCUGAUUAGAAACCUCUGAAUCUUCAAUCCCAGUCUUCUCUUUUCCUCCUUAAUUUUUGUAUAUAUUUUAAAAAAACCUGAAUCUGAAGUUUCAUCAAAAACACUUUUUUUUAUAUAUAUAAACAAUUUCAGCAAUCAUUACAUAUUUCUGUGCAUGAACAAUAAAGAUUACUGCCAAGAGUA